Molecule: messenger RNA, 405 nt
Organism: Fraxinus pennsylvanica
Lineage: Eukaryota; Viridiplantae; Streptophyta; Magnoliopsida; Lamiales; Oleaceae
Source: the annotation of a GenBank genome assembly
AUGUUUGUGAUUCUGCUGCUUCUGUUUAGAACGCCUUUGCGGAAGCCACUUCUCCUUUUGAUGGACAGGGCGAAGCGCGGCCGAGGCCCGGUGGUGGCCUCCACCGCCGGAGGGACUCUCUUUGUCAUUCUGGUGUCCAUUUUGUGUAGUAUAAUCAACACUCAGAAACGAUCAACGGAUGGGAUCCCUCUUAAUCCCACGGAUGAGCUUAUGUUGGCCUACCAUCUUCUUGAAGCUUCACUUUUAGGUGUUUCCCUAUUUCUGGGAUUGAUGAUUGACAGGCUUCAUUAUUACAUAAAAGAACUUCGUUUACUGAGGAAGCAUGUAGAAGCAGUAAAGAAAUGUAGAGGAAGAGGAAGAGCAUUGAUAUUCAAGACCAAUGCUAGGAAUAGGGCUGUCAUAUGA